GUAGGUGGGGUCAGCGGCUGGGGCGUUCUUGUUACGGUCGCGACGGAUUGGGCUGCUGCUCGCGCUGGAACCUAGGCGGCGAGCAUGGGUCGGUCUCAGAAUUUGUUCCGCGCCCUGUGGAGAGCGCUGUCAAAGGAAGUGAAGGAGCAAGUGGGCACAGACCAGUUCGGGAACAAAUACUACUAUAUCCCGGAGUACAAGAACUGGAGAGGACAGACUAUUCGAGAGAAAAGAAUUGUAGAAGCUGCAAAUAAAAGAGAAGUAGACUAUGAAGUAGGGACUAUCCCAGCAGAAUGGGAAGCCUGGAUUAAAAGAACAAGAAAGACUCCACCUACCAUGGAGGACUAUUUGAUUGUUGCAUAUUACAAUAAACACAAAGGAAAAGUAAAGUUGAGUUUCAUAUCAAGGAACGAAGGACCAACCCUGACACUUGGGCUCAAGAUUUGGGGAAAGAUUCCAGGGAGUUAUAGUGAGAGAUCAGAGAGACGGAGAGAAAGCCCACACAAGGUUGUAUUAUAGAGUUGGCCAUGGCUGUAGGAAAAUGGUGCAACCAGUGCUUGAUUCAGAAGACCCUGAUGUUUAAGACCCUCGAGAAUCUUAUAAAAUGUGCUUCAGAACUGUCUGAGGGAUAAAAAGGGAAGCAUGUAUCCAUCAGAUCUCAUCCUCCAUGGCUCAGGAGUGGAUCCCCGCAGCGUUAUCUUCCCAGUCUCAGUGCCAAGUAGCUUCCCGAGGUAAAAUCCGGCCAGUUUUAGCUGCUGUCUUCUAAUUGGCCUGCUGUGCUUUCACUGAAUUCCUUUAGAGAUCUGUUCCCUAUCUGGCAGCUUUGAGAUCUGUUCCCUAUCUGGCAGAUAAGCUAUAGCUUCUCCUUGCACAGAUCCUGGUACCAGGCAGAUCUUGUGGUUGUUGUUGGUUUGUUCCCACCCAGUUGUAUUUUGGGGUCCAUAGAGAUACCCUGUCACCAAGGUUGGGUGUAAAUGUGGUCCAUGGAUUUUGGGUUUUGCCCUGUUUUUAUGUAGGGAUCUGGUUUUCAACACCAUUCCAUGCUCCUAUAAUAGUCUCAAGGAACUAGUAAUUUUAGGCAGUAAAUCAGCCAAAUGUCUCUUUGAGUCAACUGUCUGGUUAUUUUAUUUGAGAUGAUAAAACUACUUUGGGUGUACCAACAUGAUCAGAUUUUUCUUUUACAAGCGUGAAACAAAAUGCAUGUCCGCUUUUCGCUAAACCAAACUUCUGUGUCUCUUUUCUUGGAGCCCUAUCAAAAGUGACAUCACAGCAUAGAAUAUUGCUGUUUUGAGAUUUAACACACUUCGAGUGAUUAGAUCAUAUAAAUGUAAAUGUUAGAGAAGUGAUUGCGAUCUUUGUAAAUCAUUGUGUUAAAAUACGUGGUUUCAUUUAGUGCAUUGAUAUUGUAAGUGAAGUUCAGUUUCUGACUUUUUAGACACAGCGUUAAUGAAUAGGCACAUUUACCUACUGAUUAAAGAAAAAUAGCAUCCCGCAUUGGUGAUUGAACAAACCAGGGCUUCAGAGAAUUAUUACUUAAACCUUUACCUGGCAUUCUGCUCAGCUUUCUAUGUCAUUUACUUCAUAACUGAUUUACCCAUGGCUUUAAAGCAAUAUUCUCCCAGAAAUGGUGUUUUUUAAUGUAAUUUAAGAUUCCUUUGUCAAAUAGAGCUUCUUAACACCAUAACAGAUCAUGCUUCUAAUAUUUUUUUU
Molecule: messenger RNA, 1710 nt
Organism: Hipposideros armiger (great roundleaf bat)
Lineage: Eukaryota; Metazoa; Chordata; Mammalia; Chiroptera; Hipposideridae
Gene: NDUFAF2
Product: NADH:ubiquinone oxidoreductase complex assembly factor 2
Exons: 5
Coding region: 85-519 (144 amino acids)
Biological process (GO): mitochondrial respiratory chain complex I assembly
Cellular component (GO): mitochondrion; respiratory chain complex I; membrane
Source: RefSeq, a predicted model, not a curated record